This is a messenger RNA of Cetraspora pellucida, 195 nucleotides long. NCBI's taxonomy places the organism in Eukaryota, Fungi, Glomeromycota, Glomeromycetes, Diversisporales, Gigasporaceae. The record is from the annotation of a GenBank genome assembly.
AUUUUGAAUAGCAAAAAUAUGAGUCCAUCUAAACUAAUUCCGGUCGAUGUUCUGGGCAAAGAAUACAAAAUUACUGGUAAAAGAAAUAUUCCAAGUAAUUUGGAUAAUAAUAAAAAUAAACAGAAGCUUAAUAAUCCUAAACCCCGCAAAGUGCUUACACUUAAAUCAUCUGAAGUCAGAAUGGACUAUGAACAA